AUGGUGGUUUCAUCUAAACCAAUUCUUGAAAAUUCUUCUCACAUUAAAACAUGCAAACCCUAUACUUCUGAUGAUAAUAUUCCAGUGAUAGACAUGUUAGACCCUCAAGCUAAAUUCCAUAUUAUAAAAGCAUGUCAAGAAUUUGGAUUCUUUAAGGUUGUCAAUCAUGAUGUUCCUAAAGAAACAGUGACCAAAUUAGAAGGUGAAGCUGUUAGGUUCUUUAAUUUGCCGCAGUGUGAGAAGGACAAAGCUGGUCCUGCUAAUCCUUUUGGUUAUGGCAUUAAAAGAAUUGGCACAAAUGGUGAUGUUGGUUGGAUUGAAUAUCUUCUCUUUACUACAAAUACUGAACUCAUUUCAGAAAAAUCCGUUAAUAUUCCUGGAAAUUCUCACCUUUUCUGGUCUGCUCUCAAUGAAUAUGUGUCAGCAGUGAGAAAUAUAGCAUGUCUUGUGUUGGAAAUGAUAGCAGAAGGAUUAAAAAUGGAGCCAAAGAAUGUGCUAAGUAAGCUGCUAAGGGAUCAAAAGAGUGACUCUUGCUUUAGGAUAAAUCACUAUCGACCAUGCACACAACUUGAAACAUUGAGUGGAGGUAGAAAUUUGAUUGGUUUUGGAGAGCAUACAGACCCACAAGUAAUAUCAGUUAUAAGAUCUAACAACACAACUGGUUUGCAAAUCUGCCUCAGAGAUGGGACAUGGGUCUCAGUACCACCUGAUCACUACUCCUUUUCAUCAUUGUGUGAUCUGCAGUAUAAAAUUUCAUGUCUAUAA
Molecule: messenger RNA, 765 nt
Organism: Nicotiana attenuata
Lineage: Eukaryota; Viridiplantae; Streptophyta; Magnoliopsida; Solanales; Solanaceae
Product: gibberellin 2-beta-dioxygenase 1-like
Exons: 2
Coding region: 1-765 (254 amino acids)
Biological process (GO): response to light stimulus; gibberellin catabolic process
Source: RefSeq, a predicted model, not a curated record